Argiope bruennichi is the source of this 816-nucleotide messenger RNA. RefSeq names its product transcription initiation factor TFIID subunit 12-like. Gene Ontology annotation, biological process: DNA-templated transcription initiation; RNA polymerase II preinitiation complex assembly. The record is from RefSeq and is a predicted model, not a curated record. Gene Ontology annotation, cellular component: SLIK (SAGA-like) complex; SAGA complex; transcription factor TFIID complex. The transcript has 7 exons. The coding region runs from base 193 to 744 and encodes 183 amino acids. Gene Ontology annotation, molecular function: TBP-class protein binding; DNA binding; protein heterodimerization activity. NCBI's taxonomy places the organism in Eukaryota, Metazoa, Arthropoda, Arachnida, Araneae, Araneidae.
GUUCAAGCGUCCUCCGGUUAACGAGUCUCUCAUCAAACUGUGCGAGUUGUCCAGUUAUGUUAUAAAUAAUGUUGAUUAAAACAAUACAUUUCACAUAAUAAUAUUAUGUGGAAAAAUGAUAAGUAGAAUUAUAUAUCGUAUAAUUUUUAAAUAUUGUUAAAGUAUAAGCAGAUCGUUGCUCUAAAGAUAAUAAUGUCUUGUGUAACUGUAAAUUCAUCCCCUAUACCUUCUGUAUCAACUACUGGAAUGCAGCAAACUAUUAUUGCUGGUAUAAAUAAUCAAGCAUCUGGGAUGGAAACUGUAUCUGCAAAUGCUUCAGUGAUUACUACUAGUAAUUCUGCCCCUGUGGCAGUUACCAGUCAAAAUUCUGCCAGCACUGGAUUGAGUGUCAGCAUGCUCCCUCCAGAUAGCACUCAAAUUCACCAGGUUCUAACUAAGCAACGCUUACAAGAUUUGAUGCGGGAAGUUGACCCAAAUGUUCAGACAGAUGAAGAAACUGAUGAGCUGUUGUUGCAGUUAGCAGAAGAAUUUAUAGAAGAUGUUGUUGAAACAUCGUGCAGUUUAGCUAAGCAUCGAAAAUCUUCUGUGCUGGAAGUAAAAGAUGCUCAGUUGGCAUUAGAAAAAGACUGGAAUAUGUGGAUCCCAGGAUUUGGUACAGAAGAGCUUAGGCCCUACAAAAAAUCUUUUCAAACAGAAGCUCAUAAGCAAAGGAUGGCAUUAAUACGGAAAACAUUGAAGAAAUAGUGAGAGCUUUUGUUUUUACUUGUAUAUAUGAACAUAUGUCUUUUGUAAAUAAAAUACUGUGAUACUGUUUUA